Messenger RNA from Dermatophagoides pteronyssinus (European house dust mite), 757 nucleotides. RefSeq names its product protein NATD1-like. The record is from RefSeq and is a predicted model, not a curated record. NCBI's taxonomy places the organism in Eukaryota, Metazoa, Arthropoda, Arachnida, Sarcoptiformes, Pyroglyphidae.
UCACCUUGAACAGACAAGGAUUUUGUUAUUUUUGUUGUUUGUUUGUUUAUUUACUUUUUUUUCCUUCGUUCAUUUCAUAAUCAUUUUUGGUCAUAAUUUUUCGCUCAUUAGCUUUCUGUGAUUAUAAUUUCUACAUUUGUAAUUCGACAUUCAAAACGAUCAAUACACAAAUCGAUAAACACACCAUGUUACAUCUUAAAUAUUUUUCAACAAUUUUUAUCCGUUCAAAACGAAUGAAUGGAAAUUUUUCCAUCAUUAAAAACCUUUAUGAUAAUAAUAACCAUUUUCAAUCAAUCAGAUUGAUGACAGCGAUAAAAAAUGCUGAUAAACCAUCACCAUCGCCGUUAUCAUCACCAACACCAUCAUCAUCAUCAUUCAAAAUUGAACAUGAUGUUAAACAACAAAAAUUUCGAAUAAACUUUGACCCAGAUAAUGAAGCAUUUAUCAAAUAUGAACGUUUGGGUAAUAAUGAAGUACUUUUACAUCAUACUGAAGUUCCAAAACAAUUUCGUAGUACUGGUAUAGCAAAAGAAUUGGCUACGGAAGUAUUUAAAUAUUUCGAUGAUACACAACAGAAAAUGAUUAUCACUUGUACAUAUUUACAGAAAAUGGAUAAAAAACGUAAAGAAAUUAAUUAACAAAAAUGGAUUGGAUGAAUUGGAUCAUCAAAAGCCAAAAACAAGUGCGCUUCCAUUAAAUGAUUGGCUUCAUUUUUCAUUUGUUGUUGUCCAACUUUAAUGAACUUGAUUAUUAUUUG